CCAUAUCUUCAACCCCAUAUAGUUCCCACUUCGGCGUACCUAGAGUCCUAAACCUCCAAGGACCCCGGCGGCGAUUUGACUCAAAAAGCAGUUACCCAUUGGAUAAAUCUUGUUCCCAAGCAAUUCCAACGACAUAUGUCGGAAGAGUUGCGCAGAAACGCAUAAACUGUCAAUGUGUCUUUCGUUACUUAUAAGCUCGUCUUGAGCGUCGUUUAAAGUUGCGCGAUCCUUGAGGCUCUGCCACAGAAAUGCCAAACUCGAAUUUACGGCUACAGACAGACACUCGAAAUUGACACACUAAUUUAAUUUUCCCUGCUUUCCUAGCGUGACCAGCGCCUUUGGAUGGACAUAUUUCCGUCAAAAGUCCUGUUUCGGCGCCCUCAGACUACAUCUCCAGCAACAGUGAGAGCAGGAAUGGAUCCAUGAUACCUUGUCUAGUAGCUUCUCGGCUGUCACUUUGCCCAGAUUUAUGCACUUCCGGUCUCGAUAUUACCAUGCUAGGACUAGUUAGCCGGGUGCGUGGACCGAUGAUGGGAUCUCAUAAGUCGGCUUGACAAUAUGAAAGUCGGCCCGGGGAUCUCAUUUCGUCUUCCUUUUCUAUAUGUAGCUUGUGAUCCUUGUUAGAUCAGUAGUUCCCUAGGCUUAGUUUUACAUAAGUACUAUUGUAGCCUAUUCAAAUGUCGACUUACCAGUUCUUGCUUUGGUAUGUGGAAUCUCCAGGGAAGUUGACGCUUUCUUGAAAUAUUAUUUCUUCUCGGAACUUUUGCUCAAAUAACCAUCUUCAUUGACUUCUAAAAAGAGGUCUUCAAGUCUCUGAUCAAAUCUUCACCACAAAGACAGCUCUGUAAGAGCACCAAAAUCGGCAAAAUAGCUUCUCAGCUCCGCAUUCAGUCUAUACUCUCGCCUACAGACCCAGAAGGUGACAAAGGAUCCAACGCAUCUCCAAAGGCUUCAACAACCUCAAAAAGGAAACUCGAAGAAUUAUCCUCGGCCCAAGAGGGCACGUCACCGGCGUCAAUCUGGCAUGCUCAAUACGACGAGCAUUCUAGACCUGAUGCCGGUGAGGAUAACUCUGCUGGUCGGCUCACACCAGCCACCUCUGAUGAGAAAGCUGGAAGGAGGGGAUCACGAAUAAAACAACCUAUUCGAUCUAGCAUUGCUUGUCUGAGAUGCCGAAGAUCGAAGAUCAAGUGUGAUAAUGAUGGAGGCAAUAGCCCGUGCGACAUGUGUGUUAAAGGAGGACAUCAGUGCCAAUAUCCAGAAGCAGUUCCACCACCACCAAAACGAAAUAACUCCCCUACAACAGGGAAGCUCGAGAAGGAGCCACAACAGGAGAAGAAAAGAACGAGGAAAGCAGAUGAUGUGUCAAAAUGGGGCAGUGAAAGAUCAGCCGUAUACGCAGCCGAAGUUCUCGCAUACCCCUUUUUAACGACGGAACUAUGGGAUCAGUUGCUCAACAUUUACAAACUACACUAUGCCACAGAGUUACCCUUCCUUCACUUGCCAUCUCUCAAGGAGAAGAUGAGCAGUGGAUCAGGUCAAGGGAAAGAGGACUCAUCAGAGCUGAACUUGGUCUUGCUUGGUAUCCUGAUGCUUACAGUACGUUUUCAUCCCGAUUUGGUACGGUAUGUGACGCAUUUACCAAAUCAACAUGGCGCAAAUAACCGAUCGUCCGCCUCAAAACCCAAGCCUGGACCGUUACACGCCUCGAAUUUCUUCGCUACUGCACUCACAACAGCUCUGGGCCCCCUCAGGACAGUCAUGGAUACUCUCACGGUCGAAAGAGUACAAUCUUUCCUGAUGCUUGGGUUAUUCGAGUGCAGCCAAGAGAAUAACUCCAGUGCUUGGAUGUGUCUUGGAAUAGCCAUUCGCAUGGCUAAGCUGAUGAGGCUAGAGCAAGAUGACCGACGAAUGGCUAUACUGGAAAACCAAGCACCCGACACAAACCGAUUCGAGAGGAAAUCGCCAGAGAUUGCGAUAAUAAGAGAGACGCGGAGACGGACGAUGUACAGCUGCUUCAUUCUAGAUCGUUUGAUGAGCUGUGGGGGCGAGCGACCGCUAAGCAUUGCAGUUGAGAGCAUGUCGAUCCAGUUGCCAUGUUCUGAAAUGGCCUUUGAUCUGUCUCUUCAAGUCUACACUGGACUAUUGCAACCACACGAAGGAUCAAAUCAGCAAAAGAUCAACGAUGAUAGCACGUUAAGCCGAUUUGUCAAGCUGAUUGAGAUAUGGGGCGAGAUUUCGAAAUACAGCUCGAUGGGUGGCCGAUCACAAGAAGCACAUCCUCCAUGGGACCCUAAAUCGACUUUCUACAAGUUACGAGAGAAGAUGAUUGCGUUCGACAGAGAUCUCCCAGACACCUUCACACUAUCUCGACAGAAUUACUACCGACAUGAUAAUCACCAGGCUACCAACACCUAUGUGUCGCUGCAUAUGCUGGCCUCAGUUUGUCAUAUUGUUCUCAACCGAGAAUAUCUUCCGUUUCUACCCCUGCGAUGCGCCGGGCCUCAUGGAUCCCCCGUAGUCAACCAAACUAUACUCAACUUUGCGCCAGAUCGGUUCUGGGAAGAUAGCGCACAAGACGUCUUUCAGUCAUCUCGCAACAUCAUCGAUUUGGUUGGCCUCAGCAAAGAAAAGCUGCCUUUGUCCUCGCUGUCGAUAUUCUCCAUCUGGCUCGCCGGGUUCAUGUCUAUAUACGUUCACCACUUCCCACAGAUGGAUGCGAGCCAUCGAUUGGGGAGUGAACAGGCUGAGAGUCCUCAUAUGGGAGAGAAUUUGAGUAUACUCGAACAGGGGCAGGCUGGGACAGCAUGUCAGGCAUUACGAAGAGCUGCAACUUACUUACCCAGCGCGCAAAGAUGCCUGGAUAACUUUGAGGCGGUAGACCGAUGUUUUACACAAGCAAAGAACUCGAUGCAGGGAUCGCUGAGUCUUAGGUUUGGCGGAGUUGGCCACGGGAGUGAGUUCAACCAGACAGGAUCGCAAGAUAAACAGCGAGGAGGAGAAUUCGAUAUGCAUCGCAAAAGUUCAAGUCCUAGGUCAGUGUCUCCGAAGAUGAGAAACUCGCCCUGGCCCACGCUGGAAGAACGCUCCAAGCCCAACUCAUCAACGUCAAAGAGCCAACUCUCGCUGCCUGGGAUUGAUGAAGGACUUUUAGCAGUGGACACACCGAAGCUCGUAUUGGGCAAUAUUGAGACCUUGGAGUCGGGAAGGAUGAGUCGGAUACUGAAUGAUUUGGAAGGCUUCUCGGGUGCAGGUUCUUUGAGAGUUGCCUUUUCGCAAUAGACAGAAGCUCGGUUUUGGAGUUCUGUUUGGUAUUUCUAUACGGCGAAUACAUACAUGUAUAAUGAACUGACGGCCGGAAUAGGGUAGAGGUUAUGGCAUGGACAUUAGGUAGCAUUUCAGCUAGACUGCCUAGCAGGAGUCGCAUUGAUCUUUUACCAUCUGGCAUGUUAUGUAUAUACCCUUGCGCAACGAGAAAGCGAGUUUUUCGCAGUGAAGCUUGGGAUCAAGGUUCUGGAGCGUUGAGAGUGAGGCAGAGGCAGAGGCAGAGGCA
Molecule: messenger RNA, 3553 nt
Organism: Fusarium verticillioides 7600
Lineage: Eukaryota; Fungi; Ascomycota; Sordariomycetes; Hypocreales; Nectriaceae
Exons: 2
Coding region: 1225-3282 (685 amino acids)
Biological process (GO): DNA-templated transcription
Cellular component (GO): nucleus
Molecular function (GO): zinc ion binding; DNA binding
Source: RefSeq, a predicted model, not a curated record